This is a messenger RNA of Candoia aspera, 1008 nucleotides long. It is a transcript of the gene ITGB1BP1, whose product is annotated as integrin subunit beta 1 binding protein 1. Lineage: Eukaryota; Metazoa; Chordata; Lepidosauria; Squamata; Candoiidae. The record is from RefSeq and is a predicted model, not a curated record. Gene Ontology annotation, molecular function: integrin binding. Gene Ontology annotation, biological process: negative regulation of substrate adhesion-dependent cell spreading; negative regulation of focal adhesion assembly. The coding region runs from base 209 to 823 and encodes 204 amino acids. Gene Ontology annotation, cellular component: cytoskeleton; cell periphery; lamellipodium. The transcript is spliced from 7 exons.
CUAGUCGUUCCUAGAGAGGGAGAAAGAGAGUGAUGACAAGGGUCGGAAGUUCCCUAGUAUAAUGGGUGGUACCCGGAAGGAGAAGAAGUGGGGUUGCUCUGGCUCCAGAUGUUAUUGGUACGCCUCUCGCCGCCCGGGUAUGGAGGAGUCGGUCCGUCUAAGCGGGGAGGACUUUGGAGCAUUGGUUUUGAUUCUAUACCAGUAAAAAAUGUUCAGGAAAGGAAAAAAGCGGCACAGCAGCAGCAGCUCACAAAGCAGUGAAAUCAGUACUAAAAGCAAAUCAGUGGACUCUAGCCUUGGAGGUCUUUCAAGAUCUAGUACUGUUGCUAGUUUGGAUACAGACUCCACAAAGAGUUCAGGACAAAGUAACAGCAAUUCAGAUACUUGUGCUGAAUUUCGAGUGAAAUAUGUUGGUGCCAUUGAAAAACUGAAGCUUGAUGAAAGCAAGACUUUAGAGGGACCACUGGAUUUGAUUAACUAUAUAGAUGUGGCACAGCAAGAUGGAAAGCUGCCCUUUGUUCCUGGGGAAGAAGAAUUUAUCAUGGGUGUUUCCAAGUAUGGUAUUAAAGUCACAACAUUGGACCAGUAUUGGAACUUUCAGGAUGUUUUGCAUAGACAUGCACUCUACCUAAUUGUCCGGAUGGUCUGCUAUGAUGAUGGCUUAGGAGCAGGGAAGAGUUUACUGGCUUUGAAGACAACAGAUAUGAAUUCUGAAGAAUAUAAUCUUUGGAUUUACCAGUGCAAUAGUUUGGAACAAGCACAAGCUAUUUGUAAGGUGCUGUCCACAGCCUUUGACUCAGUUUUAACAUCUGACAAGUCCUGAAUACUGUAUCAUACAUCAUCCUGAAAAGGAAGUUCUUCUAGCUAUGACUUCAACAACUGGAGAAAAAAGUUCACAUCUGCUCCAAAAUAUUAACUUUUUAAAUUGUUUAGGUAUAAUGUUAAAAAAUAUACAGUUUUGUCAAUAACGUUUGUGUUUUUAAACAGUGGGACCAAAAAAUGUGGAAG